CAGCUUCCAGUGUGUACCAUAGAGGAACAACUCGCCGCCUCAGAGAGAGGGAUCCAGAGUGGAAAACACGACGCUGCAAUGGUGAAGGACGAGGACUUGUGCAAUCUCGUAUGUGAGGACGAGGACUUCAUCAGCCGCGUCAUCAUCCAGCCGCUGAGCAGCCAGGCAUCACGUGAUCCGAGUGGUGAUGACCCAUUUCCGAGGGAGCGGAAGGCUGUAGUUGCCGUGUUCUACCCGACGCUCUCUCACCAGGUCACACUCCAGUCCAAGCCCAACAUCGAGUAUUGGUUCAGCAAGCUCGGCGGGGACCUCGGCAUGUGCGUCGGCGCCUCCGUCAUCACCAUCAUCGAGGUCAUCUUGUUCCUGCUUUACCUCCUGCUUCUCCUGCUCAAAAAGCUCGCGCGCGGGAUCUCCUCGCUCCUGGCCAGCUGAAUCCGCUCGGGUCUGCGGAUGCGCUGGCUGGUCGCGCGGACUCUGACAGCUGAGGGUGUUUACGGACGCUGUGUGCGGCGGGUCUGUUUGUCUGUUGGU
Messenger RNA from Penaeus vannamei (Pacific white shrimp), 531 nucleotides. The record is from RefSeq and is a predicted model, not a curated record. Lineage: Eukaryota; Metazoa; Arthropoda; Malacostraca; Decapoda; Penaeidae.